Molecule: messenger RNA, 5011 nt
Organism: Nomia melanderi (Alkali bee)
Lineage: Eukaryota; Metazoa; Arthropoda; Insecta; Hymenoptera; Halictidae
Product: protein abrupt
Biological process (GO): regulation of transcription by RNA polymerase II
Cellular component (GO): nucleus
Molecular function (GO): protein binding
Source: RefSeq, a predicted model, not a curated record
GCAGGGCAGAGGGUGCAAGGACUCCGUUUAACGGGGGAAAGUGAUACGUGGCCGGUGACACGAGGACGGACAAAGGGGAGCACAGCAGGAGGAAGAAACGUCCGGGGGCCGUUCAAUCGUCUUCGCAUCGGAACCGAUCGCGGGCUCAUUGUCUCACCGUACCCCGACAGCGGCGGACAACGUCCUCUCGUCGCUAUCGCGAUGUCGUUAUUAUGAGAUCCACGUCGGGCCCGAGGCUCCCUUACACCUGACAGCCACCGAGAUCGUUCAACUCCGCGUCCGUUCUAUGAACGAACCUUCCACCGAACACACCAGAGGACCAAGACAAAGAAAGGGACAAGUGGACGACACUACUAGCAGCGCUAUCCACUGACACACACGCCGGCGGCAAACCACGCGAGGGAACGACACAACCAACUACCAAAGAAUUUUUAUCGAGGGAUACGAUUGUUCGCGAGAAGUGCAUUUUUACCAGGUCAAGGUCGACUCACCGAAAGAAGAGCGGGGAACAUCGGGCGAAUCGACGCGCUGCUGCCUUGUUUAGGAAGAAAUCAUUGAUCCAGGAGUAUUGUUCAUUCGGUCGAGCGAUCCGCUAAUCGCCCGUGGACAACGAGUCCAGGCUGAGAGAGCUGAUACGGCCACGGGGGUUGAUAAGGAUAAGAGGGGCGCGUGAAGGUGACGAGAGGGUGAAGUGAAGGUGUCCUCGUGGGGUGCCAGAGUGAGCACGAUAGCACCUCUGGUGCCCUCGGCCGUGGGUCCCGAGGGGACGGACGCCAUGGCGGCCUCUUCGUCCUCGUCGAGCGGCGAGCAACAGUACUCACUCAGGUGGAACGACUUCCACUCGAGCAUCCUCAGCUCAUUCCGCCAUCUGAGGGACGAGGAGGAUUUCGUCGAUGUUACACUGGCAUGCGACAGUAGCAGUUUCACCGCGCACAAGGUCGUCCUCUCUGCGUGCAGCCCUUACUUCCGGAGGCUCCUCAAGGCCAACCCAUGCCAGCAUCCGAUCGUGAUCUUGAGGGACGUCGCCUCGUCGGACAUGGAGUCGUUGCUGCGCUUCAUGUACCACGGCGAGGUGCACGUGGGUCAAGAACAGUUGGCCGCGUUCCUGAAGACUGCACAGAUGCUCCAGGUACGGGGGCUAGCUGACGUGAACAGCGGCGCCGCGACGGCGAAGAUCCCGCCGCCAUCGUCGUCGGGGGGAUACAACGGUAGCGCUCCGGCGACGCCACGUAACCCUUGGCAAGACAACGGCAGGGGAGACUUGAACGAGAGUGCGAUAAGUCCGCCACCAGAGAAGAGACCUAGAAGCCAGAGUCCUCCUCUUGGCAACCACGUGGAGCAGAAAUCGGACCUUCAGGAAUCGCUUUUGGGCCAGGCUUUGGAAGGAGGACCAACGAUACACACGACGCCGACCAAUAAUGUACAGGCACAGUCUACCGGCGAGGACUCGAAUUCCAUGUCGGACAACGAGGAGGACAUGUCGAAUAACGACAGCAUUUUGAACUCGGUGAAGACAGAGCCGAGCGACAUCUUGAACGACUCCAUGGAACACCAUCGUAACUCGUUCCCGGCUGCGCUCUUGGGACUACCAGGACUGAUACCAGGACCGUCGGGGAUCCACGCGGCGAACCAGGAUCCGAACUACGAUCACGGGCUCGAUGAGGCAGAGGGCGCGGCUUACCACCACCACCACAGCCAUCACCAGCAACAUCAUCGGCAUCGUCAUCAUCAUCCACCAUCCGUCCCUCCUCCUCACCACCACCAUCAUCAGGCGCUACAGAAAGACGAGCAAGACCAGCAGCAGUCGACUACUACUGGGAGCAGCAGCGGCGGCGGCGGCGGUGGAGGCGGCAGUGGCGGCGGUGGUGGCGGAAGCGCGACGAACACCACCAGCACCGGGGCCGGCAAGUACCAGAGGAGCCCGGCGGACUUCAGGCAACAGAAGAUGAUGCGCGACCAUCAUCAGCAGCACGGUUACAGGUGUCCGCUCUGUUGUAGGACGCUGCAGGACAUCAGUACGAUGAGGGCGCACCUGGAACACCACUACCCCCGCGACUCGCCGACCUGUCCCGUUGCCUCUUGCGCGAAAACGUUCUCCCAUCCGAACAGCGUCAGGAACCACAUGCGCCUGAAGCAUCCCGUGCAGUGGGAUCAGAUUAAGACGCUCAGAUGGACCUACGUCUGAUAAAGAGGCAACGAGGAUUGAAAUUAUUCUUGUUCUUCUACUUCUACUUCUUCUUCUUCUUCUUUUUCUUCUUCCUCUUUUUCUUGUUCUUUUUUUGUUUUGGUUUUUGUGACGUUCGUUUCGAGUAUCUUCUCUAUCCUUGGAUACGUUCGAUGGGAAACUUCGAACGGUCCAGUCAGAUCCAGUUAUGAUUUCCAAUCGUUUUCUUGUUCCCUCGUGUCCCGGCUUCCUGAUAUUCGGUAAAUCAUUCUUCCCUGACGGUGUGUUGUUCAUCGAUCGCACGUGACUCGAUAUCGUUUCUUGGACAUGGUGGAGGGUGCGUUCCUUUUGUUUCUCUCCCGCGGAAAAGGUCUCGCGUGCCAGAGUCUAUAAACCCGUGUAUUCGAAAAGGUUACGCGAGCCAGUAAGUAUACAAGAAGGGCGAGGUAUUUUCGGAUCGCGCCGAGCGUCGCCCUCGCCCAGCGCUUUUGUACCCGCGAAACGCGUCGCACAAGUGCACCCCCUCCUCACUCGGAACCUAUGUUACGCCCCAGCCCCUACGGUCCCGAACUGAGAAGCGCACACUUUGUAAAUAUUCGGAAGAUUAUAUUGAUGAACAGAACAGAAGGAAUAUAUUAUAUAUAUAUAUAAAUAUAAAUAUAAAUAUAAAUAUUAUAGAGAGAGUAUAUAUAAAUAUAUAUAUUAUGAAGAGAUAAUCUAUAUAUAUUAUAUAUACAGAAGAAGAGAGAAACACAGAGAGAUGAGAGUUGAUUUUGUAUAAAAGAGAAAAGAAAAAAACGUACGAAGCAGUAUUUCCAAGUAGAGCCUGAGAAAAAAGAAAUGGUAAACGAGAAAAAAAAAAUUAAAAGGAAACAGAUACACAUUGACACAUACACACACACGCACGCAGACAUACACACAUACUCACAUGAAACCGCGUAGUCACACCAUAGAUCGUGUAAUAAGAGUAAUAAACGUCGAUUGUAAGACUACGAGCGUCGGCGGCGACGUUAACGGUUAGGUUUAAAUACGUAUCUUACAAGAGAAAACAAUGUUCCUCUAAAGCUGAGUAAGCCAGCCUUACGUUAAAGAUCGUAGUAUUAAGACCGUAGGAUUGGGAGUCGAGAGAAUUAUAAAUUAUGUACGAGCGGGGCGUGUAGGCGAGAAUAUUCGCGGCGCUGCCUGACGAUGAUUAGGCGCACGCCGAUGUUUCGAUUGCCGAACGGUUUAUGCCGCGUUGUGUAACGGUUGUCGAGAGUAACUUUCGCGAUGCUUCCGUAAUUGUUAAUCGAGGAAACGCAAUAUUAUACGUAUAUUUACACACAUACAAUUAUAUGACACGCGUAGAGAGAGAGAGAGAGCGAGAAAGAGAGAGAGAGAGAGAGAGAGAGAGACGCAUUAAUUGCUGACGCACAGAGGCGCUUCGGAGAUUGCUCGAAUGCUUGGAACCUAUUGCAGACGUUUCAAGUGUUUUAUUUAAGAAAGGACGAUCUCGCGAAAGCGAGGAAAUAGGAAAAAUUGAUAACAUCCAGUUACUUCGAUCUGUAAGUGUCUCGUUAAACGCUCAAAAUUCCCUUGUUCGACUGAACUACCUUUCGAGGUCAAACUAUUGGACGAAAUGAAUUUGUUUAAUGUCUUGAUUCAAUAUAGUUUCGAAAAGCUAGGUGUAAAGAAACAAGCAAUGACGAAAAUAGAAAUGAAAUUUCGAAAUGAAUAAAAGAGAGUGAUCUUUGAAGCGUAGCUGUGAUCGCGAGAGUGAAUGUGGAUCGAUCGGUUGACUCGAGCAACGCCUAGCCUUAUUUUUCUACAGUCUUGUGUUUCGUCAGUAUUCCCUAGGUGAAGAAUUCCCCCAGGCAGGUUAAGUUUUCGACACACGUGUACGAUAGUUACUAGAGAUACGCUGCGAAUGAAUACGAGAAAAAAAAUAUAUAUAUACGAAAUACAAAUAUAUAUAUAUAUACGCGUGCGCGAGUUGUUGGUCGCGCGAGUGGUUCAGACAUGAACGUACCACGCUAGUCCCCGUUAACGAUCUGUCGUAACGAAUCGAAUUUCCGAUAGAUCGUUCAAAGAACGAAACAACUUCUAUUCUCCGGCAAGCCAGUUCCACCGGUCACAGAACGCGAGAUCGCUUUCACGAUUGACAGCUCGUGCCACGGACAAUGUAUAGAGCAUCAUACGCACUAUUUUAGCAGACACUAGCGUUACGUAAGACUAUACAUACGACACACGAAAUAAAAGUAUAUAAUAUUUAAGUAAUGCUUUGUACAAUAAAAGGUAUUCAGAGAAGUUCACGUGGCUCGUCAGUCUUCGUCCCAUCGAAUCACCUAUUGUUUCUCCACCCCCGCAGUUAGACACGUCCCCUUUACUUUUCAUUAUCUCUACCAAUUUAUUUUAAUCAGCCCCGCCAUUUAAUAUAACGCUUUUCGUUUCGAUCCCAUGGAAUUCGAAGAUUAAUUACGGAGCAGAGUGAAAUUUAAGAUAAAUACGCCUUGGUUUAACCUUUCAUUCCUGACGGUGUUACAAAGUACCAUUCCCAUUAAAAUGCCGUCAGGAAUAAAAACACGCUCAGGUUUUCUGUUUAAUUGAAUUAACUGAAAGUUUCGUCCAGUAAAAGGAAAAUUCCGUCAUUCCGGGGACAAAGAGUUAAAUGCAUUCAAAACCGAAGAUGUUCAGACGUCCGAAAUAUUUCAACGAGAAAAGAUCCUUCCAAGUAACUCGGUCAGAAACAAUGUCCGCGAUGCGUACAGCACGAUAUUAAGAAAGCACAUUCAUUGGUUCCUCCAGUUAAAUUUUAUUUUACAACUCAAAGAACAUUCCACCCGAGUCCAGGAACACGAUCCCUCAUCG